This is a messenger RNA of Metarhizium brunneum ARSEF 3297, 1137 nucleotides long. RefSeq lists its product as uncharacterized. The record is from RefSeq and is a predicted model, not a curated record. NCBI's taxonomy places the organism in Eukaryota, Fungi, Ascomycota, Sordariomycetes, Hypocreales, Clavicipitaceae.
AUGGAGUUGUAUAAGACUACCAGUUUUCUAUGGUACUACCUUACCAUCCUCUUGGCCUUUUGCCAAGUUUUGGAAGCGCAGGCGCCAGCAGGACCAAAAAAAGAGAGAGUGCCGCUGCCAGCACUGCCAACUGAUGAGCCGCUCCCCGCCAAGGACAGUCUUCAAAUUAAGCUGGACCGUGACCUAUAUGCCAAGGGUUCAAUGGUCUUCUCUAGUCAUCUCAAAUUUGAGAACCCGCAAACAAUUACAGCCAGUCAGAUGAAGAGAAUCGCUGUAGAUGCGUACGACGAGAUGCGGAGCAUGGCCAAGAAGAACGGUAUUCCGGAGGGAGAUAUGCCACGUGUCAUGACUACCCUUAUUAUUGACAAUGAACUCAUCUUUGCGUCCUCGGCAAAAGGCCCGCAAACGCCAUAUGGGAAAGAAAGCCAAGUACAAGCCGAUUUAGACGCCUGCAGGGGACCUGGAGACAAUCGUCACAAGCAUAAUGGAAGGUGUGGUGAGGUAAUGGCCCUCCAUGAAUACUAUCAGAGUCACGGUGUUACCAAAAGGUUAGAAAAAGAAAGCGGCGCUCGCAUUGUCGCAAUCGCAGGCACGAGAAACGCCAAGGGGCAGCUGGAAAAGGUUAUUUACCCCCCCUGUGGUCACAAGGAUGAUUGGGGUUGUGACAGACUAGUACAACAACUGGAUGUAUUGGAUGAUGCAAAGGUUGACAAGGACAAGGACACGCCAGCCUUUAGAUACAAGAACAUGAUAAAUAACCCUAAGCCCGAACUCAAGCCAGUGGAUCCAACCAGCUUGUCCAAGGAGAAAGGGAAAGAAAAGCCGAAGCCUGGAGGCAGCAAUGACGAUGAGUUUGAGGAGCCGCCCAAAUACGACGAGUCAACAGAAAAAGAAGGAAAAACGAGAAGGCCGCAACAACCCAACAGAAACAAAGGAAAGACGGGUACCCAAGAUAACAAGCCAUCCCAGCCCAAAGAGCAGGAUGAUGGCGGAGAUUUUGAGGAGCCGCCCAAGUACGAAGAGCCAACAUCAGAUGACAGAAAGAAGGGGAAGACCUCUCAGAAAGAUAGAAACAAAUCCCAGACAAACGCACAGAAGAAGAAGACUGGAAACAGGCCUCGCCACUUCCAAGGGUAA